Molecule: messenger RNA, 774 nt
Organism: Drosophila bipectinata
Lineage: Eukaryota; Metazoa; Arthropoda; Insecta; Diptera; Drosophilidae
Source: RefSeq, a predicted model, not a curated record
AUGAAUCAGAGAACCAAGUAUAUGGACAAGUAUGGCUCAACAAUUAUUGAAUCAAAAUUAAAUUCUCCAUCGGAGAGCAGUACGGAUGUGUCGUCGGACAUUGUCAUCAACAGAGUCAUGGAGCUUUAUCGGAAAGGCGAAAUAUCUUUGGAGGAAGUCAAGGGAGAGUCCUGCAACAUGGUCCUAGCGGCUUUCGAGACCACAGCUCUGACAGUCAACCACACACUCAUUCUUCUGGCCAUGUUUCCCCAUUACCAGGAACUUGUGUUCGAGGAGCUGAAAGAAGUUUUUCCGGAUGGUGGAGAUUUCGAAGUGGAGUAUGAGGAUGUCCAGAAGUUGGUAUAUCUAGAUCGCGUUUUAAACGAAACCUUGCGUCUUUUUCCCGCCAUUCCAAUAAGUACCAGAGAAGCAAAGGAGGAUUUUCGCUUAUCAAAUGGAGUCUUAGUGCCCAAAGGAGUCAUAUUGGGUAUAGAUACAUUUAACUUACACCGGAACAGGGACCUUUGGGGCCAUGACGCCGACACCUUCGAUCCUGAUCGUUUUUUGACAGAUAAUGUUCGCCAACGACAUCCUUACGCCUUCAUACCCUAUUUAAAAGGAGCUAGAUAUUGCAUAGGCUGGAGAUACGCCCAAAUAUCUUUAAAGAUCGCCUUGGCCAGGAUAGUCAGAAACUACAAGCUCAGCACUAGCUUUCGGUACGAAGACCUUGUUUUUAUUGACAACAUAGUAAUAAAACUCGACAAAUCUCCUCUACUAAACUUAAAAAAAAGAUAA